CGGCUGCCAGGCUGGCGGGGCAGUGACGGUUGGGCCAGGAGCUGGCUUUGGGGCACAGGCUCCGGGCCUGGGGCUGCGGGGGGCUGGCCUGAGUCGGCCCGCUCCCCUCCGUCCACCCCUUCGCACCCAGCCCGACUGCCACGCUCAUUGAGUUUAAUUGGACGCUUCUAUGUCUGAGGCUCUUGGGCAAGCUUGAGAGAUGGGUUUUGAAAGAUGCGUGUUUUGAUUUUCGGGGAUGACAUCCUUGUCCGUCCAUGUCCGUGCCCCCCCGCCCGCGGUUGCUUCCAACUCUUGAGGAACAAACGCGUUGUGCUUUGCUCUGGAGUUUUCUUUUGCAGAGUGUGAGAUGGAAGAUUUUCGAGGUAUAACUGAAGAGUCAUUUCCGAGCUUUCUCACCAAUUCAUUACUUGCUAAUAGCGGGACUUUGGAAAAUGUCACUCUUUCUUCAAAUCUUGGCUUGCCUGUUGCUGUUUCCACACUUGCUAGAGAUAAAUGCAGCACUAAUAACAGGUAUUCUGAUAACCAGGCAUCUUAUUUAGUAGAAGGGGGAUUUUCUAUUCCAUCUGAGUCAUCUCCCAGUAGCCAGUGUGAAGCUGAACCAAGAGAGAAGUUACAGCUUAGCUUCCAGGAUGAUGAUUCUAUGUCUAAGAAAAAGAACUAUAUGGAAAGUCAACAUUUGUCAGAUGCUGUCCUCAAAGAGUUAGUUUUUCAAAGAGAUACAGCAAGAACAGAAGAGGAGCAAACUAAAACUGCAAAAUCCUUUCAGAGCCAAGAUCUUUUUGGUCGGAUUUCACCACUGGAACAAAUGCAAGACUCACCUGUUGAUUUUUGUUUACCAUCAUGGAUGAAUGAUAAGGAUAACAAGAUUGUUAUUCCUGAUGAUGGAAAACAUUUUGAAGAUAAGAAUCCAAACAAUGACUUAAGCCAUACUAGUUUAAUAGAAAAUGAGAAACUUAUGUCACUGACAAGCUUGGAAGGUUCUUCUGAUGAUGAUAUUGAUGAUGAAGAGUUUUAUGAUGAUCAUUUGGAGGCUUAUUUUGAACAGCUGGCGAUUCCAGGAAUGAUAUAUGAAGAUCUGGAAGGACAGGAACCUCCAGAAAAAGAUUUUAAGUUGUCUACAAGUGAUCCUAGUCAGGAAAGUGCAAGAGAAGAAAUUCUGGUGAAGACUGUCAGGGCUACUAAUGAAAAAGUUAACCCUGUUUAUUUUCAUGACGUAAAUGCCAGUAAAGGUGAUUUUGACUCGACAGACCGUUUAAAGCUGGAGGCAGGGUCUCCUCAUCAAAAUAAGCGUUUGGCAUCAGAUUCAGAAACAGUUUUGCCUGUGGAUAGCUGUUUAGACACUGAGACUCCUAAAGUGUCCAUUCAAAAAACUGUGGACAUAGCAGCUUUGAAGCCUGUUAGUGACAAUGGAAUUAAUUCCACUGAUAUUCUCCGCUCACCAACUAGUGAAAGGCGAACAUGUGAAUGUAACAAGUCUAUCGAGAAGAGUAAAGAUCAAAUGGAUCUACCACAGAGUGUGGUCUAUCAAAAUGAAGAGGGCAGAUGGGUCACUGACCUUGCCUAUUAUACAUCUUUUAAUAAAGAACAAGAUAUAAACAUGUCUCUAACUGAUGAGAUGGGUGAAGACUUCAGAUCUGGUUCUGAUGCAUUGAAUUUGAUUGCACAAGAUGAAGAAGAAUUUAAUAAGGAGCAUCAAUUUAUGCAGGAAGAAAAUAUAGAUGCCCAGAACACUUCAGUUGCUCUAGGGGAUACGUCCUGGGGGACUUCAAUUAAUUACAAUUUCUUGAGGAAAUCACUUAGCACAUCAGAUUUGGACAAAGAUGAUGCCAGUUAUUUACGCCUGUCUUUAGGAGAGUUCUUUGCUCAAAGGUCUGAAGCUCUUGGUUGCCUUGGUGGUGGUUACAAUGUGAAAAGACCAUCAUUUGGUUAUUUUAUUAGAUCACCAGAGAAGAGAGAACCUGUUGCUUUAAUAAGAAAAUCUGAUUUAUCAAGAAGUAAUUUGGAAAAAGAAAUGGCCCAUCUUAACCAUGGUCUAUUGUCAGGAGAUUUAAAGGCACAGCUACUAAGUGAAGAAUCAGUUACACUUCAGGCUGAAGAACUGGAGAGUAUUUCACAAGUGGAUGAUAAUGAUGUGACAUUAACCGCCAAUAAAGGGAAAACAGAGGACACAUUCUUCAUGAACAGCAAACCUCAAAGAUACAGAGGUGAACUACCUGAUGAUGGUGAUUCUGUACUUAGGAUAAGCACCAUUGCCUCAGCCAUUGCAAAUGCAUCAGUGAAUACUGAUCCCUCCCAGCUUGCUGCCAUGAUGAAGGCACUUUCAAAUAAAACCAGAGAGAAGACUUUUCAGGAAGAUGAUAAACAAAAGGAUUAUUCCAUUGUGUCUCAUUUCUUACCUAAUGAUUUAGAAAAAACUAAUGGAUCCAGCAUAUUUGAUAUGGAGAAAUACCUUAAAAAAACAGAAGUUAGUAGAUUUGAAGGUGAUUUUUCAAGAGCUGAUAUGUCUGGUAUUUGUGAUUUAUCUUUGCCAAAAGAACGGACUACACAAGACAUCCAUACAGUGGAGUUAGAUACUACUAAUAUACGUGUAAGGAAGCCAGAAGAAAAUACAGCAGCUCUUUUUUCUGGUGAAAACGAAGAGAGCGAGAACCAGGAAUCAUUUAAAACAAUAAAUUCUUCAAAUUCGAUUCUUAGAAAUAUAAGAGAGAAUGAGAGCACAGUAGUUGAUGUGAAGCCAUAUUCCAUUGACAGCAAAUUACCAGAUGUUGGUAACAGUGAAAAAGCUACCUCAGUGUCCACUCCAACGUCUAAUAGUUAUUCAUUAGUACGGAACUCCAGAAAAGCAUCCCUUUGGCUGUCAGAAGAGUGUGAAGAAAUACAAAGUAAUAGAGAAAAUCAGAGGCAAAAUGAGUAUGUUAGUGAAACAAGCAACAGUGAAAAGCAUAUAACUUUUGAUAAACAUUUCACAAUCUCACCUAAAAAUGUUGAUUUGAAAAAUCCCUCUCCUGAGCAUGGUGGACAUGGCUCAGAGGAUGACCAGGAUAGCUUCAGACCUUCAACUUCUCCACUGAGUCAUUCUUCUCCUAGUGAAAUUUCUGGAACAAGUUUAUCCGGGUGUGCUGUAGAGUCUGUUGGUUCAGCAGCUCAUCAUCAGACGCCCGCCUGUGAAAGUGAGUUGUCUCAGUUGAUGUGUCCACAAGCUAGUGUGAGCAGGCUUACUUAUGUGUCUGAACAAGAGAGCACAUGUCCCACCAUGACCUCAGAUCAUGGCCUUGAAGACCAUAAGAGUGAUAUCACCGAUGAGUUGAGCACCACAAUUGUUCAAGCCAGUCCAGUUCUAUCAGAGGAAAAGGCUGUGGAAAAGUUGAGAGAAAAAGGUCCAUUUCAAAGUAGAAAAAAAAGAACAUUAUCAUAUACUAUCCAGAAAAACUUGGAUACAGAAAAAGUGACUGAAACUACUUCUCUGAGUAGCAAACCCGAAGAUGUAAAACCUAACUUUAGAUUGGGUAAUGAUCUCUCCUGCAAAAGUAGAGAUCUAUCAGAAACCAAUGUGGUAGGUUUGACCUCAAACCCCAGUGAAUUGGACCAGAUCAACCUGGGUCUACUGAGCAAGUCAGGUCUCAGCCACCUGGCUGUGUCAGUGAUGCCACGCCUCCCUGUAUCACGUCAGGCACCUGUGAACGAAGGUGAAAGAGGAACUUCUGAAGAUCCGUCAACUGCUGACAGUGCAUUAGGUGGCCAGGUUCCUCAUCAGGUGGCCUCUGGAAACCAGUGUGCUGCUGUUCCCAGCACUGUGGCUUGUGGUUCUUUUCCUGAGAUGCAGAAUGUGCCCACUACAGUUCCUACACUCUUGACUCGGCAUUCUUUUACUGCAGCUCCCUUAGCCCAGCAGUAUUUGGGAACACUACCUUCAGCUGGAGAUGUUGCUUUGCCUCAGUGCCAUGCUGGCACUGCCGCAGUCUGUGGAUUCUCAGGAAGUUAUCCUUAUCCUGUUGUCACAGGAGAGCAUGUUCAGAACUCGGUGGCUGUGGGCAUUUGUCUAGGACAAAAUAUUGGCUCUGGAUUGAUGGGUACCUCUUCUCUUUGUAACCCAUAUUCUAAUGCCUUAAAUCAGAAUCUUUUAAGUACAGCAAAACCUUUUCCUGUGCAGUCUGUUGGUGCAAAUCAAGGAAUCAAACCAUGGGAUUCAGGAAUGACAUCAGGAUUUGGGAAUGUAAGAGUACCUGAGGAGCUGAAGUUUCCUCACGCUUGCUGUGUUGGCAUUGCUUCACAAACCCAUCUUAGUGUACUUAAUCCAACUGACCGCUGGCUGCAAGUCAGCAUUGGGGUUCUCAGUGUUAGUGUUAAUGGUGAAAAGGUGGAUCUUUCAGCAUAUCGUUGUUUAGUUUUCAAAAAUAAAGUCAUCAUAAGACCUCAUGCCACAGAAGAGAUAAAAGUACUUUUCAUACCAUCUGAUCCUGGGAUUUUCAGAUGUACAUUCAGUGUUGCCUCUUGGCCAUUUUCAGCAGAUCCGGAGACAAUAGUACAAUCAGAAGCCUUGGCAAGCAGAGUCAUUCUUACUGCUAUUGCUGAGACCCCUGUGAUUGAGGUGGAAACAGAAAAAAAAGAUUUUCUUGAUUUUGGGGACUUGACUUAUGGAGGCUGGAAAGCUCUUCCAUUAAAAUUGAUAAACAAGACACGUGCCACUGUGCCUAUCAGACUUAUUAUUAAUGCAAAUGCCAUAGCCUGGCGCUGCUUCACAUUUUCCAAGGAACCUGUCCAUGCUUCUAUGAACGCUGCUCCUUAUGCUGACGUGAUUGCUCAGCUGGCAGCUCCUUCUGUGAUCAAUCACAUGAUGCCUGCCAGUUAUGAUGGACAGGAUCCAGAAUUUCUGGUGAUUUGGGUUCUUUUCCAUAGUCCAAAGAAACAGAUCACUUCUUCAGAGAUUCUGGACUCGGCAGAAGAAUUCUUGGCAAGGGUUGAUAUAGAAGUUGAUAGCCCAAACCCUACACCAGUCAUUGAAAGUAUUAGUCUUCGAGCAAGAACAGGAAUAGCUAGGAUACAUGCUCCGAAAGACUUACAGACUAUACACUUGUUCGCCAGUGUGGCUUCCUCAACAAAGCAGCACUUACCUUUGAAAAAUGCUGGGAAUAUUAACGUUUACUUAGAUAUCAAGAUCCCAGAUCAAGGAAGUCACUUUUCAGUGGAUCCAGAGACUCUAUUCCUUAAACCUGGAGAAGAACACGAAAUUAUAGUUUCAUUUACUCCAAAGGAUCCCAAAGCCUGUGAGGAAAGGAUCUUGAGAAUAUUUGUGCAGCCAUUUGGACCUCAAUAUGAAGUGGUGUUAAAAGGUGAAGUAGUUUCUUCAGGCAGUAAACCUGUGACGCUUGGGCCCUGCUGCUCAGAUAUCCCAUCGAUUUUAUCCAACAAGCAGUUUCUGGCUUGGGGAGGCGUCCCUCUUGGUAGAACACAGCUUCAGAAACUAGCUUUAAGAAAUGAUUCUACGUCUACAACCCAACAUUUACGACUGCUUAUUAGAGGACAGGAUCAGGAUUGCUUUCAGCUUCAGCACACUUUUGGUUCAGAAGAGCGAUUGACCAGUAACUGUGAGAUCAGAAUUCAUCCAAAAGAAGACAUUAACAUCUCUAUAUUAUUUGCACCUACUCGAUUAUCUUGUAUGUUGGCUAAACUAGAAAUUAAACAACUUGGAAUUCGAUUACAACCAGGCAUUAAGUUCACGAUACCUUUGUCUGGAUAUGGAGGAACAAGUAAUCUUAUUUUGGAAGAUGUCAAAAAAUUAUCUGACAGUUACAUGGUAACAGUGAAUGACUUAAUACCUGGCAAAGAAAGGAGAAUUGUUUUUUCUGUCCGUAACACUGGCUCUCGGGCAGCUUUUGUUAAAGCAAUAGGUUUUAAGGAUUCUCAGAAAAAGGUUUUGCUGGAUCCUAAAGUAUUAAGGAUUUUUCCAGAUAAAUUUGUGCUCAAGGAAAAAACACAAGAAGAUGUUACUAUAAUAUAUAAUCCGUCAGACAGAGAAAGCAAUUAUAAAACCACAACAGAACUGUCAACUGUGUACUUCUUUAGUGGAGAUGAAAUUUCAAGACAGCAGUAUCGAAGAGCCCUGUUGGAUAAACCAGGGAUUAUAAAACAGAUACUUCCAGAACAUAGUGUGCUACAGAACAUUGAUUUUGCCGAAGCAUUUCAAGAUGAGCUACUGGUAACUGAAGUGUAUGAUCUUCCCCAACGCCCUAACGAUGUUCAGCUCUUUUAUGGAAACAUGCGUAAAAUUAUACUUUCAGUAAUUGGAGAAUUCAGAGAUUCCAUUUCUAACAGAGAAUUUCUUCAGCCUUCUUCCAAAGCCAGUGAAUCUGAUAGUUCUGGGAAGCAUGGUGGCAAUGUUUCUUUGGAUGUUUUACCAGUGAAAGGUCCUCAGGGUUCUCCACUUCUUUCACAAGCUGUUCGCCCACCUCAAGAUAAAUCGUCUUCUGAAGAAAUGUGGACUGUCCAACCUGAACAGCUGAUUUUGCUGGCCCCUUCUCCUUGUGAUCUGGCAAAAACUGGACGUUUCCAUAUUUUAAAUAAUUCUAUUAGGUUACUGAAAUUUGAGCUGUACUGGCCGGCACAUUGUCUUACGGUAACACCACAACAUGGAUUUAUCGCACCAGAGAGUAAACUACAAAUUCUUGUGAGUCCUAAUUCCUCCUUAUCCACAAAACAGUCAAUGUUCCCAUGGAGUGGUUUCAUCUAUAUACACUGUGACAAUGGACAGAAGAAGAUUGUGAAAGUUCAAAUUCAAGAAGACUUGACCCAAGAGGAACUUCUCACUCGUUUGGCCUCCAGACCGUUUGGAAUCCUUUCCCCAGUGACUGAGCCUUCAGUUAGUCAUCUGGUAAAACCAAUGACAAAACCACCUUCCACAAAAAUUGAGAUAAGAAACAAGACUGUUAGUUUUCCUACAACAGAACCUGGUGAAACUUCAGAAAAUUAUCUGGAACUUGAGAAUCAUGGUAACACAGUCGUGAAGUGGCAUCUGUCAUCUUUAGCUCCAGCUUAUGUCAAGGGAGUCGAUGAAAGUGGAGAUGUUUUUAGAGCCACCUAUACAGCAUUCAGAUGUUCUCCUAUUUCUGGUAUACUGGAAAGCCACAGAAUCCAAAAGGUCUCCAUCACGUUUUUGCCCAGAGAUAAAGGGGAUUAUGCCCAAUUUUGGGAUGUUGAGUGUCACCCCCUUAAAGAGCCUCACAUGAAACACACCUUGAGAUUUCAACUCUCUGGACAAAGUGUCAAAGCAGAAAAUGAACCAGAAAAUCCAUGCAUUUCCACAAAUACCCUCAUUAAAAUAGAUAAUUUAGUUAAGCCCCAAAGACAAGCUGCAUCAGAGGCUUCUGCUCUCAUACCUGGCAGGCAGCUUGACUUGACCCACCGUGGAGUUUAUGCCCCAGAAGAUGUGUAUCAGUUUCUGCCAACUAGAGUUGGAGAAUCAAGGAUGUUAAAAGUCAAUUUGCGAAAUAAUUCUUUUAUUACACACUCACUGAAGUUUUUAAGUCCCAGAGAGCCUUUCUACGUCAAACAUUCAAAGUAUUCUUUGAGAGCCCAGCAUUACAUCAACAUGCCCGUGCAGUUCAGACCAAAGUCGGUGGGCAGAUUUGAAGCUUUGCUCGUUAUUCAGACAGACGAGGGCAAGAGUGUCGCUAUUCGACUAAUUGGUGAAGCUCUUGAAAAAAAUUAACUGGAAUACAUUUUUUGUAAAGUAAAUUACAUAAGUUAUAUUUUGGUAACUUCAUUUUUCUACACUACAAUUAUGCUUUUGUAUAUAUUUUGUAUGAUAAGUUGGUGUGUAUAACUAGAUUCUUUGAUCUGAGAUGCUAAUACUGAAGACCUGACUAAAAUAUCAUGUAUCUAGCCUACAGUAUUGUUCUUAACUUUUACAGAGGAGAGUUCUAUUUUUGCAUUGAUUAUACUAUUCUAAAUAAACAUGGCAUAUAUUUUAA
Messenger RNA from Equus quagga, 7967 nucleotides. RefSeq names its product centrosomal protein 192 (gene CEP192). The record is from RefSeq and is a predicted model, not a curated record. Gene Ontology annotation, biological process: centrosome-templated microtubule nucleation; centriole replication; mitotic spindle assembly. Gene Ontology annotation, cellular component: pericentriolar material; cytoplasm; centriole. Bases 347 to 7705 code for a protein of 2452 amino acids. Gene Ontology annotation, molecular function: protein kinase binding. The transcript is spliced from 43 exons. Lineage: Eukaryota; Metazoa; Chordata; Mammalia; Perissodactyla; Equidae.